Messenger RNA from Verticillium dahliae VdLs.17, 2379 nucleotides. RefSeq names its product Mut11. Lineage: Eukaryota; Fungi; Ascomycota; Sordariomycetes; Glomerellales; Plectosphaerellaceae. The record is from RefSeq and is a predicted model, not a curated record. The transcript is spliced from 8 exons. Bases 1 to 2379 code for a protein of 792 amino acids. Gene Ontology annotation, molecular function: protein binding.
AUGAAGUUCUUGUGGGCCGUGCUGUUCACCACGCUCUGCGUUGCCGCCUCCCUGGUGCACUGCAUCUACACCAAGCUGAAGAAGGCUCGUCGUCGGAGCCAGGAUGCACGUCCGAAUGGCCUCUACAUCAUUUCCAACCCAGAGAACGCCAAGUUUGUGAUCGUCGCCGUUCACGGCCUCGGCACACACCCCGAACGAACAUGGGAAGCGUUGCCCCCUCGAUCUAAAGAUUCUGCCGCAAAGACACAACCUGUACACCUGUUGAGGCAUUUCUUGAAGGAGGAUUUCCCUGAAGCGAGGAUUCUAUUGCACGCACACAAUUCUGACUGGAUGAUCAACGCACCCAUCAAGACCGCGCGACAAAUUGGCGAGCAGCUGAUUGCCGAGCUUACGGAACAUCUUUCAAAGCAUUUGUGCUUGCCCAUUGUGUUCAUCGGCCACAGCUUCGGAGGUAUCAUCAUCAAAGAGGCCCUGUGCGCACACGGGGAGAGGUCAUCCGAAAUAAUUGACAACACCCAUGCCAUUAUGUUUCUUGGAACUCCCCACCUAGGAUCGUCGCUAUCAGUCAUCGGUGCCACCGUUACGGCUAUGACCAGCGUGCUGGGUUCCAGCAACACCCUUCUCCUCAUGCUGGGGCAUAGAAACGGUCAACUUUUGGAUCUGGAGAGACGAUUCAACAGCUUGAUCAAACUGAAAGAUGCCCGGCGGGGCAAAACCGAGCUGCUGGCUUUGUGCGAGGCCAAGCCUUUGACACUUGGCUGGCUCUCCUUUGGGUUGAGCCAGCUGUUCGUCAAAGAAAAGCUCCCCUGCGUACCAGGGGCCGCAUUCGACGAUGCGGAGAACGGAGCUGACGCGUGCCUUGCUGGCACGCGCAUUGAACUUCUUGGCGAUAUCAGAGAAUGGCUGCGCGAUCCCGAACGUGAACCCCUUUGCUGGUUACACGGCAAGGCUGGCACCGGUAAAUCAACAAUUGCCCAGUCUGUCGCUCGGGAACGGGCUGCAGCGGGGCUUCUAGCUGCCAGUUUCUUCUUCAAAAGGGGCGAGGGUGAUCGCGGCAAUGCCCGCCUCUUCUUUCCGGCCAUCGCCGCCCAGCUCGUGAGCAGCUUUCCUGCGGCUGCUGCUCAGAUGCGACAUACCAUUGAAGCGAAUCCCGAUAUCGCGAGUAAGCCACUGGGAGAACAGUUCAGAUUGCUCGUCCUCAAGCCUUUGGAAAACGUCGCCGUCGCAUCUCCAAUGACUGUUGUUAUUGACGCUCUGGAUGAGUGCGAUGGAGAGAACGAUAUCAAAGACCUCAUCACCCAGCUCUCACAUAUCAAGAAAAUCACGUCAAUCCCUCUGAACUUCUUCAUCACAAGCAGGAACGAACCGCCAAUUCGAGAAGGCUUUAAGAGCAUCCAGUCAAUAGUUGAUGAGCUUAAACUGGAAGAGGUCUCUGAUCCCUCUGUUGAGCAGGAUAUCGAACGCUUCUUGCUUGUACGGUUAGAAGCCAUUCGGAGUCUUGCACAAUUGCCUCCUGGUUGGCCACAGGGCGAGGACUUCAAUCUCCUGCUCAAAAUGUCUGUCCCGUUGUUCAUAUAUGCAGCGACUGCCUGUCGCUUCAUCGAAGAUAAACGCAUCCCGGGCGGACCUCAAGGCCGACUGAGACGCUGGACGGAGCAUAUAGGAGGGUCGAGACUACAUUUUACCUACCGACCUAUUCUGACACAGCUAAUCGACGGCCUCGACGAACCUGAAAAAGAAGCCAUCAUCAAACGAUUUCACGAGAUUGUCGGCACUAUUAUCGUGUCUCACAAAUACAUGAACUUCAAGAACGAACCACAUAUCGUCAGAAACACAUUUCAGGCUCGGCGUCCAAAAUGGAUUAGCGAGGUGCGCCACAUCGAUACAUCCUGGAACAGGCAACUCCGAUCAUUCCAUGGUGGGUUAGCUGCCUCAGCCACGUUUACCGCGGACAACCACCUGGCCAUUGGCGAACUUGAUGGUACAAUCACGGUGGUGGACCCCGACACAUAUCAAUGUCUUCAGGUCCUUGAAGGGCACCGAGACAUCGUCUGGCAGUGUGCCUUGGCGCCCAAUGGAAACCUCAUCACCUGUUCCUCGGACACGACCAUCAAGGUCUGGGACCUCCCCAGCGGAAUGUGUCUGAAAACACUCUUAGGCCACAAAGAUGCUGUCAAAUCGAUUGCUAUCGCCGCAAACGAUCUCGUAGCUUCCAGGUCUCAAGAUGGAUCUGUCAAAGUGUGGGACACAACGACUGAGGAAUGCUUGUGGACGUGUCCUAUCAUUGCUGACGAUCGUGACAUUGCUUUCGCCUCAGACAAUGGAAAGAUUCGACUAGCUAUAUUUGACACUGAGAGUCACAUCAGGAGGCACUCGUAA